This is a messenger RNA of Drosophila subpulchrella, 5981 nucleotides long. It is a transcript of the gene Crtc, whose product is annotated as alpha-protein kinase 1. Lineage: Eukaryota; Metazoa; Arthropoda; Insecta; Diptera; Drosophilidae. Gene Ontology annotation, biological process: positive regulation of transcription by RNA polymerase II; protein homotetramerization. The transcript is spliced from 2 exons. The record is from RefSeq and is a predicted model, not a curated record. Bases 1197 to 3620 code for a protein of 807 amino acids. Gene Ontology annotation, molecular function: cAMP response element binding protein binding. Gene Ontology annotation, cellular component: cytoplasm; nucleus.
CGUCUGCUGAUAUCGAUAUCGAAGAACGAUAGGCCCGAUAGGAAAAUAUGAGAAAAAGUGGAAAAAUAACAAAACAAACGUGCGAAAAACGCUGAAAAACGCGACGCGCAAUUGCAGAACGAGUGCACAACCAGCGAGCGAUUAAGGCAGCGUGCGCGGAAAAGUGGAAAAACCACGGAACAAAGCGAAAAAAGUGGGGAGCAGAGCCAUCACAGCGACGAAGAUGAGCGAAGAAGAAGAAGCGAGGCAGCAGCAGCAGCAGCUAAGGCAAAAGCAGCAAUAAUAAGUUGUUCUCUGUGCGAGUGAGAGAGUGCAGCAGAGCAAAAUAGGGGCAUAAAAAAACGAAACGCGAAAUAAACGAAAAUAAGAAUUCGAGAUUGCUGCGAAGUGAGUGUGCACAACGGUAAAAGUCCCGUUGCCCGCAAAAAUCUACCGCCCCGCGUGCCCCUGUGUGUGUGUGUGUGUCUGUUUGUGUAUUGGUGGUGAUAUUCCCCAGUGGUGUGCGAAAAACAAAAGCCAAAAAAUCGGAGCAAAGAAUAUAUAGAAAUCAAGGAAAUGCAAUAUAGAAUCGGCCGACGCCGCCGUGUGCUGUAAUCCCAAUUGGACUCCCAAUUGGAGGCACACUCGUCCGCAGAGGCGUGUGUGUAUGUGCAUGUGUGUGCGUUGUUGUAUCUGUGUGAAAAGAGGUCAAAGGCGCAACAAAAGUUUUUCACUUUUCAUGCGGUAACCAAAAAAAAAAAUAGCGCAAAAAAAGUGCCAACCAGCUGAGAGCGCAAAAUACAAAAAAAAACAACGUCGCAGUUUUGCGUUAAAACAAUAAACCUCUCGCAAGUGUGCGUGCGCGCGUGGCUGUGUGAGUGUGCCAGAGCGAGGCGAAAUUCGAAAAAAACAAUCAGUUGUUAAAAUAAUCCCCCCAACAAACCGAUUUUCGGAUUUAACAACUCUCGGCUUGCAAACAACUCAAAAUCAAAUCUGGUUUUAUAAGGCGACGCAAAAACAGAUGAAAAAAACGUAAACGGCCAUAACAAUAAUAACAACAACAAAAAAGCGCCAAAAAAUUAAAUUCUUCUAUAUGAGAUUUUAAUCAAGCAAGAAUCCAAUUUGCAUAGCACAAGCGCGACAGAGAGAGAGCAGAGAUCCAAUUGGAGUUAGCGGCGAACGAGAGAAUAUUUUGUUCCGAAGACACAUCCUCCACAAUGGCCAAUCCGCGCAAGUUCAGCGAGAAGAUCGCGCUGCAGAAGCAAAAGCAGGCGGAGGGCACGGCGGAAUUCGAGCGGAUCAUGAAGGAGGUGUAUGCCACAAAGCGGGACGAACCGCCGGUGAACCAGAAGAUCUUGGAGAACCUGGUCGGCGGACAAGAGGUGAGCCAAUCCUCGCCAGGAGCAGGCAACGGGACGGGCGGUGGUGGCGGCAGUGGCUCGGGUAGUGGAGCCAGCGGCGGAGGAGCCUCACCAGACGGCCUGGGCGGCGGAGGUGGCUCCCCGACGGCAUAUCGCGAGUCCCGGGGACGCAGCGUGGGCGUGGGGCCCAUGCGGAGACCCUCGGAGCGCAAACAGGAUCGUUCGCCCUACGGCAGCAGCAGCAGCACGCAACCAACCCUUGACAAUGGCCAACUUAAUCCGCAUCUUCUCGGUCCGCCCACGGCGGAGAGCUUGUGGCGUCGCUCUAGCUCGGACUCUGCCCUCCACCAAAGCGCCCUGGUUGCGGGCUUUAAUGCCGACGUCAAUUCGAUGGGCGCCAGCUAUCAGCAGCAGCAGCAACAUCAGCAGCAACAGCAAACUGGCCAGCCAAGAUCUCACUCGCCGCACCAUGGGAUAAACAGAACCCUCAGUCCGCAGGCGCAACGCAGAAAGUCGCCGCUGCUGCAGCCCCAUCAGCUGCAACUGCAGCAGCUCCAACAGCAGCAGCAACAGAUGCAACAGCAGCACCAGCACCAACUGCACCAGCAGCUCCAAAUGCAGCAGCUGCAACAGCAUCAGCAGCAACACCAACAGCAGCAGCAACAGACCACGCCAUACAACAACGCCAAAUUUGCGAACCCUGUUUUCCGGCCGCUGCAGGAUCAGGUCAAUUUUGCCAAUACCGGCUCUCUGCCCGAUCUCACGGCCCUGCAGAACUUUGGACCCCAGCAGCAACAGCAAUCCCAGCAGCAGCAGCAGCAGCAGUCGCAACAACAACAGCAGCAGUUGCAACAAACCCUGUCGCCCGUCAUGUCGCCGCACAAUCACCGCCGUGAUCGGGAUCAAUCGCCCAGUCCGUUUAGUCCGGCGGGUGGUGGAGGAGGCGGAGCAGGUCCCGGUUCACCCUAUCAGCAGCAGCAGCACUCGCCCACCGGCAACACGCAACAGCAGCAGCAGCAGCAGCAACAACCCAGCAGCUCGCCGCACCUGUCCUUCACCAAUCUGGCCACCACGCAGGCAGCUGUCUCCACAUUUAACCCGCUGCCCACGCUGGGACCGCACAAUGCCACCGACUACCGCCAGCCACCGAAUCCUCCGAGUCCACGUUCUUCGCCUGGUCUGCUGAGCAGUGUGUCGGCCACGGAUCUGCACUCCAGUGCACCGGCCAGUCCAAUACGCCAGCAGCAACAGGCCCAGCAACAGCAGCAGCAGCAGCAACAACAGCAGCAGCAGCAGCAACAACAGGGCCACCAGCAGCAGCAACAGUUCGAUAACUCUUACAAUAGUCUGAAUACCUCGUUUCACAAUCAGUUUGAGAUUUUCUCGCUGGGCGACAGCAAUUCCUCACCGGAACAGCAGGGUUUCGCCAAUAACUUUGUGGCCCUGGACUUUGACGACCUGAGUGGGGGCGGCGGAGGUGGUGGUGGCAGCAAUGGAGGAGGUCUGACCAACGGCUACAACAAGCAGGAGAUGUUGGACUUUAGCGAGCUGAGCGGCAGUCCGGAGGCGAGUGGGAACAACAACCAUAUGCGACGGGGAGUGAGCAAUCUGAACAACAACGGAUUGAGCAACGGUGUGGGAUCCACGCACAAUGGCAGCACAAAUCUAAAUGGAGCGGGGAACAACAAUAGUAGUAGUGGAGGUGGCUCGGCCCAGGAUCCUUUGGGUAUAACCGCUUCUCCAGUGCCCUCACCCCUGGGUUGUCCCAGUUCACCGCUACCGAUACCCAUGUCGGGACAGACCUCGCCACAACAGCAGCACCACCACCACCACCAUCAGCAGCAGCAGCAACAGCAUCAUCAGCAGCAACACCAUCAGCAGCAGCAAUUAUCGCUGUCUCUGCACCAUUCGCCGCAUCAUUCACCCAUGCACUCGCCGCACCAUGGGAAUUCACCGCUUUCGAGCAGUUCGCCAGUGAGUCACAAUGCCUGCUCCAACUCCAAUGUGGUGAUGAACCACCACCAGCAGCAGCAGCAUCAGCACCAGUCACACCUUCAUCAGGCAUCCUCGCAGAGUCACACGCCGACCACUGCGAAUAUACCCUCGAUUAUCUUCAGUGAUUACUCCUCCAAUGCGGACUUCUCCAGGGAGAUCUUCGACACACUCGACCUGGAUCUGGGCCAGAUGGACGUGGCCGGUUUGCAGAUGCUGUCCGACCAGAAUCCCAUCAUGAUCGCAGACCCCAACAUCGAGGACAGUUUUCGUCGCGACCUCAACUGAUACUAUGAGGAGGCUGUUGCGGCCAUCGAGAGCGGAGUGCUGCUAGAGGAGGACUACCAGGCGCUGCUGGGAUCGGAGGCGCUGGCGGAUGAGCAGGUGACCACAGUGGAGGCCGCCGCAGCAGCAGCAGCAGCAGUAACAGUUGAAGAGGCAGCCACUGUUAGCGACAAGGACAAAAAGGAUUUGGAGGUGGUGGAGCUGCUGGUGUCGGGUGUGAUGGACGACCUGGUGGACUCCAGUGACCUGGACGAGGAAGUGCGUAACUUCUUCUUCUAAAAUGCAAGCCUUUUUUGUUAGAUUUUGUCGUUGUCGUCACAACUGUUGGGACUUUCAUUUUCAACCGAAAUACAAGGAAGUGAAUUCAGAUUUUUUAAACACUUCCAAUUACAUUUUCCCGAUUAAAUGCCAUAUUGCUUAAGCUCAUGAUUCACAAGCUAUUGUGAAUUAAAUUAAUUUCGGAAAUGUUGACGAGGGAGAUUGUGAAGUUUACAAAGUUAUAUAAAUCACUUCCGCAAAUUCAUGACGAAACUGAAAGUUUUCUAACAGGCCUCAAUAUUGUUAUCUCGUUAUCGUCCGUGCUUUCGUAGCUAGCUCUUAAAAAAAAAAGUAAAAAAAAAAUAUAUAUAUUAAAUGAAUCGUUAACCCUUAAGUGUACUUGAGUGUCUUUUUACACCCUCUUUCCUCAAAAAUCCCUUGCACCCCUGAAAAAGCGAAACAUAUUUUACAGCGAGUCUCAGAUUUUACUUAACUACGCACAUAAGUCACUAUACAAUUUACACACUUAAGCUCUAAUUUCUGUAUAUAAUACAAUAUCUAAAGGGAAGAAAGCGAAAAGGAUUGAAACCAAAAAGUGUCUUAGACCAACGACCAAAAUUAUAUUCUCUACAAGAAGACAAAGAAAGCUGGAAAGAAAACUAUCUAUUCGGAUAUGCCAUCUAACCCGGUUCCGUUCGUUUGUUUGAUCCAAGAAAAUAGCUAGCUAAUUACGCAUAUAUGUGCAUCUGUAAAACCCUACCCAUACUAUAAUCCCAAUGUGCCGUCGAAGCAAUUACUAGAGUUUAAGAUGCCGAUGUCGAAACCGAUCCCCUCAGUGCUGUAAAGUCUUCAGAGUACCCCCCGCGAAAACUUUUCGAAUACAAAACGAUAGAUAGAUGUGUGUAUAUUCGAGAUCCUACUUCAUAAACGCAGUAUCACAAACGAGUAUAUAACCAUGCAUACUUAUAGCUAAAUAUAUAUACCGAUAAAAAGUUGAAUGUCCAGGCACAAGUGUAGCUCACAAACGGAAUCCAGUUCCAGUGUCCUGCUCCGACAAAUUUUACGAAAUCAACAAGAAUCAAAAGCCAACCCAAAAAAAAUAAAUUAAAGAAACUUUAAGGAAUUUUUUACAAAUCUUUAAUAAAUAGUAGAUAGGUUUUUCCAAAAAACUUUUUCCGAACGAUAAUUAUCGAACUCGGAACUACGACUACUACCAUAAUACCCAAACCAACUUAAAUCCGUUGUCUUUUCAAGUCAUUUUAUUACGAAAGUAAAAUAUUUAAGAGUCAAAUCAAAGAAAGCUUUAUGGCCUGCAACCAACAAUAAGGAGAAUGGAAUAGCUAGGAUAAGGCGAUCCUAAACCCUGAAUAAUACGUACUGUUUAUAGAUAAUACGACCCCCGUAAAACAUACACAUACAUCAUUGAGUCUAAAUCUACUUAAUAAAUGUAAAAAAAACAACUUAAAAAUGGGAUAACACAAAAAAGCUUCAAAAGUGCAAAGAGAAAAUUUUUUAUUUAAUUCGAGAACUUCUUAUACAUAUGCAUAAAUAUACAAUAAUAAUGGUUAAUAUUAGUAACCAAAAUGUUUUUGCUAAUAUAGCCCCAACAAAAAGAUUUCCUUUUUCUAAUUAUCGAUGUAAAACUCUAGUUAUAAACUAAACUUAAUUAAGACGAGGAUAAAACGCGAAAAACUUUACAAGCGACACACAAAAAAGCGACGAAAAAAGAAAAAUACAUAUAUAAAUGUAAUUUAAAAAUGUAAUUUAUGUGGGAAACGCGCAAAAAUAUAUAUAGAUCGAUAACAUUUGUCUCUGCUGUUUUGUGUUAAAAUAUACACGUAAAUAAAAUGAAAACUUGAAGAACUAUAAUAAUACUAGAUAAGUGAGAGAGAAAUGCUAAUUAUAAAUUAUACUAUUAUUAUUAUACGAUAUGUACUAAGUAAUUGUGUAUGUAAUAUAUAAUUACAUUUAAAAUAUCGGUACAUCAGAACAGCAAAAAACCGCAAAACCCGAGGAGAAUAAGCCAUAAGAUUAUAUUCAAUGUAAUAACACAGUUAUUUGUUUCAAAUAAAUCUUAAAUUUGAUUUUAAAGUCCAGAAAACCAUA